Messenger RNA from Drosophila ficusphila, 2163 nucleotides. RefSeq names its product lipid storage droplets surface-binding protein 2 (gene Lsd-2). NCBI's taxonomy places the organism in Eukaryota, Metazoa, Arthropoda, Insecta, Diptera, Drosophilidae. Gene Ontology annotation, cellular component: cytosol; lipid droplet. The record is from RefSeq and is a predicted model, not a curated record. Bases 278 to 1345 code for a protein of 355 amino acids. The transcript has 4 exons. Gene Ontology annotation, biological process: lipid storage; positive regulation of triglyceride storage.
CCCCCAAAUCAGUCAGAGCGCCCUAACUAACAGACGUGUGCAGACGUGCUAAGAAAGCUAAAGCUUAAGAAAAGUGUUCCAAAGUUAUCCAGACAUAACCCCAGUCUCAUACUCAACCAAACACGCAGACACUCACGUUAAGCUGUUUUUUUAUUCGUGAAAGAAAAGAAAGAAGAAGGAGAAAAGUGCGGUGUCAAGCGUAAGAGCUUGUAUAGCGAGAGAUCGAGAAAUCAGAAAGAAAAAGUGAAAAAGUCCGAACAAAAAGGAAAAAAAGAUAAUGGCUAGUGCAGAGCAGAAACACGCCACCGCCACCGGGAAUGGAACAACAGGCAAUGGAUCGAUUAGCGAUGUGGAGCAGCCCAAGGAUGCCAAGGACCUGUUGCCGCACCUCGAGUCCCUCGAGCGGAUCAUCAAAUUGCCGGUAGUCAACGCGGCGUGGGACAAAUCGCAAGAUGUCUAUGGCAAAGUAAAAGGGAAGAAUCGUGUUUUUGAAUGGGCUUUAACGGCAGCCGAGGAUUGCGUGACCCGAGCGGUGACAACGGCAGCUCCUUUCGUCACCAAACUGGACCGACCCAUCGCCUAUGUGGACCAAACCCUGGUGAAGGGCAUUGAUAAGCUGGAGGUGUCGGCCCCGAUCAUCAAGGACACGCCCCAGGAGAUCUACAACCAGGCCAAGAGCAAGGUGAUCGAUGUGGUGCAGCCACAUCUGGAGCGUGUGGUCAAGUUCAAGGCCGCCGGCCAGCAGAAGGCCGCCUCACUGAAGGACCUCGCCUGGCAGAAGGCCAACGAGGUUCUGGCCACCCAGUACGGCAGUCUGGCGGUCAAUGGAGUCGACACCACUACAGCUCUUGCCGAGCGCCUCCUGGAAUACUACUUCCCCAAGUGCGAGUCCGAUGUGGAGGAGGAUAAUGAUGAUAAACAAAAUGCCGUCGUGCAGAAUGGCAAGAGUUCUGAAAAUGACAUGCCAGUUCCCGCCAGCGAGGAUCCAGUCCUACACACAGUCCAGACCGUUGGACGGCUAUCCAACAAGAUCUCGCGUCGCGUCUAUCGAAAUGUCUCCCGACAGAUCAAACAGGUCCAGAAGGGCAACAUCAACGACUAUCUGAGCUCCCUGAUAGCGGCCCUCAAGUUGCAUCAGUACAUCAACUUUAUAAACUCGUCGAUGGGCACGAAUGUGGAGCAGUCGAGCAGUGAUACCUGUUCGCCGUUUGGAACCACCACCACUAGUAACACCACCACAACCAGCAACAGCACCACCAGCUCCAACAGCAACAAUGCGUCGGUUGUGGCCAAGCCUCAAGUGGCUAAAAGCAAAUCGGCAGCGGCGGCGGUUUCAACUCAGUAGUUGUGGAACAUAAAACACCAGCCCAUCUAUAACUAUAUCUUUAGCUAGAUAUUAUCCUUUUUCACACAAAACCACGCCUCCCGCCCCUCCCCGAACACCCACGCCGCCCAUUUUAUAAUGUAUUUUAUAAUUUCUUUUUUUUUCCGUACUUUUUUUUCAUUUCGAAUACUACUGGCAUAUUAAAGAGUAGUACUUCGAUAGAGGAUCAUCAUCAAAAGUGGAGAAGGUUUUUCAAAUGCCCACGCCCUCUUUGAACCCCGGCCCCCUGCGCACCCUGCUUUGUAAAUAUUUAUUUGAAGUAUAACCCCCUCGCCCCCUCACCAAUCUAGUUGUAAGAUAUAGUAGUCGCAGAGAUCGGGAGUUUAGAAGAGCGCGUUUUUUUUUUCGUAAAUUUUAGCUGUGCUAAAGUGCCACGCAUGCAUUGAAUAAUACAUAAUAUAUACGCCUAUAUAUGCCUAAUAUAUACACAGAUAUAUAAUAUAUAUAUAUAUAAAGAAACGUACGCACACGUUGGCAUAGUGUGGUUUAGCUAUACGUAUACGUAAUCUAAUACCUAAUGCUAUUUCUAUCGCUAUUUAAUUUCCAUUGUACGCUCGCUGGGAGCCCAACCAGAUGAUGUCUAAUUGCUAAUGAAAAUGAAUUAUGCCUUAUAUAUAUAUAUUUAUAUAUAUACACACACACAACACACUACACACACACACACCCUCACACACACUUGUAUGGAGAACCUAGCCAUAAUUUUUGCUCUAAACAACUAGAUUGAUAAUAUUAAAUAUUAAUAAAAAGAACCAUCGCAAAACUGGAACGAAGAACAAGAA